Messenger RNA from Cheilinus undulatus (humphead wrasse), 2671 nucleotides. It is a transcript of the gene ap5z1, whose product is annotated as adaptor related protein complex 5 subunit zeta 1. NCBI's taxonomy places the organism in Eukaryota, Metazoa, Chordata, Actinopteri, Labriformes, Labridae. Gene Ontology annotation, cellular component: AP-5 adaptor complex. Bases 70 to 2532 code for a protein of 820 amino acids. The transcript has 18 exons. The record is from RefSeq and is a predicted model, not a curated record.
AUUAACGUGCGCACUGUUUACCUUCUGCAGCCAGAGGAAGAAGAGGAGGAAUGUCUAAUUCUUUUCAAAAUGUACUCUCACGGCUCAGAGAGUUUAAUUAAACAAGCAAGGGAGAUCCAGGAGUCUGAGCUGCAGAAGUUUUACAACAGAUUGGGGAAGCUUCUCCAGGGGAAGGAGCUCAGUCAUGAGACUAUUGACUCCCUGCAGAGGCUGCUCCUCAUCCUCUCUGCCACCAAAUACACCAGGGUAUUGCCUCCGGAGCUCCAGAAGAGGUUCAUAUCUCUGCUCUCAUCACCUGCAGAGCAGCUGCAGGUGCUGAGCUCAGCUGUGCUCAGAGAGACGUUGCCCCCCUCUGGUCAGGAAGUGAACUACAACCAGGAGAACAUCUCCCAGCUGAACACCCAUGCUGCUUCCCUGCUGCUCUCACAGGCUGGAUCCAGACCUGACCUGACGUCCCUUUGCGCUCAGCUCCUUCGUGGUCUCGAAGGCCGACAGUCAGAGGGAUCAGCUCACUCGCUCACACACACUCUACCUAUCAUCAACACCAUCCUCAUGCACAGCCCCGAGAGCCUGACUGAAGAUCACGUCACCCUCUUGAGUAAAAAGUUUGUGGAUUGGCUGCGUUAUGCCAGCAUCACUCAGGGAGGAGGGGCUUCCUCUGGAGGAUUUUUCACAGGGCCGAGGUCACGCCAGCCGGUGCCAAUAGCAGAGCUGGAUGGGACCGUGUCGGGAGAUUUCUUCACUGUGCUGUGCGUGGGUCAGGGUUUCACUGAUGACCAGUGGAUGAACGUCUACUCCUUCUCUUUGCUUCGCCACUGGCUUCUCACCUACCACUCUGUUUCCAACGGCAAUUCCACCUCAGAUACAGCUCACAGGCUGCAGCUCAGCCUCUCCCUCUCACACUCCCACUCCUUCUCCAAUGAUGAUCGGUCGGAGGUGGAUGGAUCGGUGGUUUCCAUGGUUUCAGCGACUUCCUCCUCCAGCCGCUUGCUGCCUCCAAAGGAGCGUCUGAGAGAGAAAGCUUUCCAGUACUGCCAGCGGCUCAUCGAGCAGAGCGACCGCAAGGCGAACAAAAGGAUCGAUACAGACCUGCAGAAAGCGUGUCUGGUGGAGGCGGUGUGUAUACUGGACUGUGUGUGUGAGGAGGAUGCCUCGCUGGUCUUCAGGACGUUCCCGUGCAUCAAGGCGCUCUUUGGCCGCCUCAGUUCAGACCUGUCGUAUGCCCGAGUCCUUCUGCCCAUAGCGCAGUUCUACCUCCACCAUGGUGAGACAGCUGCAGUGGACUGUGAGAGUGUGUGGAGCCUGGUGUUUGGUCGACUCCCCGCUGAGCUGUUCAACGACCACUUCCUGGCACACGAGCUUCUGCGCUUUCUUCGUCUGAACCUGGAGAGCCUGCAGCUCCGUGUCCCACAGUACACCCGGUCCUUCCCGAAUCUGCUGAAGUUCUUGGCGUGGGACAGCCCAGCAACAGUGGAUGACUUUGUGGAUCUGCUGCCCUCUCUGGUGACGACUGGAACUGCAGUGGAGCUCCUUCAUACUUUGCUGGACCUGCCGUGUCUGUCUGCCACACUGGUUUUACAGCUCAGAUCAGCUUGUCUGCCCAUCUCUGACACAGCUGGACGUCCCCUCCUCUCACUCGAUGCAUUUCGCAGCACUUCUUACCGAGGGCUUUUCCUCUUCCUGCUUCGAGGGGAAGCAGGUUCAGGUGACACUAUAGACCGACUGAGCACUCUUCAUGAGCUACUAGCCGAGGCUGCUGAUUGGCCAAGAGUCAUUCAUUGUGCCCAGACCGUCCCUGUGCUCCUCCACAUUUUCUUCAACACAGCCACCAAGGUAGCAGAUGAUAAGCUUUUAGCACACUUGAUUUUGGUGAUCCUGGAGAGAAGCGGCCUCCUCCUAAAUAUGCCAAAAUACAUCCAAGAGAUUCACAGGGUUUUCAGUAGCCACCUUCUGAGGCUCUGCAAGCUUCACCCCUCUCUGGUGGUCGACCAAUCUCACGAGUUGCUGGAGUUUUCUGGAGCUACAGCCAACGUCUACAGCAAGGAAGAAGUCUACACACAUGUGGUGUGGGUGCUGGGGGAGUACCUCUCUGUGUCCUGUGACUCCCGCUGCUCCGUGAGGCUCAUCACUUCCUGUUUUGAGACGCUUGAGGCAGUGCUGUUUGAGAUCACUUCCUCUGCCCCGCCACCUGGAGCAGUUUGCCCCGCCCCCAGAGUCAUCACCACUCUAAUGAGCGCCCUGGCCAAGCUGGCGUCCAGAUCACAUGACCUUAUACCUCGGGUGUCUUUGUUCUUCUCCAAGCUGAAAACGGCCACAAGAGGCGGGUCAGUGCCCUGGUGUACCAAUGAGGAGGAUCUUGUUGCCAUAGUAACAAGAGGGGAAGAGCUCUGGUCACUGCUGAAGGCGCCGGGUGUGGCUCAGAGCGUCCUGACUCCGCCUUCACAUAUCACGACACCUCAGUGGCACAGAGACACCAACGUCGCCAUGCCUCUUCAGCUGCGUGCUCUCACCAGCCUCACACACUCACAGUGACACACAAACAUUCACUGAUACACAACAAACAAAGGUACACAAUCAUUUUUCACUUGAAUCAAAUUAUGAUUUCUUAAUGAAAUGCCACUUAAAAAUUUGAUUUUUGCACAUCAUUUUUGUAAAUAAAUGAAAUUAUUUG